This is a messenger RNA of Ostreobium quekettii, 9948 nucleotides long. The record is from the annotation of a GenBank genome assembly. NCBI's taxonomy places the organism in Eukaryota, Viridiplantae, Chlorophyta, Ulvophyceae, Bryopsidales, Ostreobiaceae.
AUGUUCGAGAGCUGGGUCUCCGACCUGCUGGCCAGCUCGCUGGGCCACUUCAUCGACGUGCAGCGAGACCAGCUGAGGAUCAGCCUCUGGCACGGUGUCGUAAUCGAAAACGCACGACUGCGGACAGACGCAUUCGACUACCUGCAGUUCCCCUUCAAAGUCAAUUAUGGAUGCAUCGGAAGGCUGCAGCUGCAGGUUCCUUGGAGGGCACUUCGCUCAAGCCCUAUUGUGGUGGAGUUGUCUGAUGUCACACUGUCUUGCACCCCCUGGGAUGAACAUGAGGGUGAGGAGAUCGUCAAAGUGCUGUCAUUUUCGGCCCUGUUCGUGUACUGGAUUCCAACAGCACCGAAAGAUCCCAUGGCCGCCAUGCAAACAGAGUUUAAAGACGCAGACUACCUGAUGAAACCUGUCGACCUAUGUUUCUGGGUCUACCUACAUCCGUGCGGGCCCUCAGACCCAGCCAGGCUCCAGUUCCAGGUGCAUGGGGACGUUCGCGAUGUGCACCUGCAAAUGAGCUCAGCGCAGCUCAUUGGCUUGGCCCAUCUUUCAGAAGACUUUGCAAUCUGGAGCAGGCGGUGUCAGUUCGGGAAGUUCAGGCCACAGGGCUGGCGAACGGCGCUGCAGGUGCAGACCUGCAAAGAGGCAACCACCACCAGCGCCCCUGUUGGCUGGCGGUCCAUCUGGCAGUACGCGACCAAGUCUGUGAUGCAGGAGCUGAGGAUCCUCCAGCCUGGCUCCCUGCUUUCCAAUCCCAAGCUCUGGCAGCAGUGGCAUCGGCAAUACGACAGUCUGUACCGCAGGCAUGUGGAGGCCCUGCAGACGGGCGCGUCCUCAGGGCACAACUAUGCAGCAGAGCUGGCAGACCUGGAGACCGACCUCCCAGUGGCUGCGAUCAUGUUGUUCAGAUCGCUCGCAGAGCGGCGUAUGGAGCACAGAAGUGAAGGGAUGUUGCUUGCCCUCCCCUUCAUGGUGGGCAGCAUAGAAGCACUUCUGAGGGAUGACCACUUUCCGAUUGCGAGGUCGCGUACUCUGGUUUCUGUGGGAUUUGCAAACUGCGAAAGCAAGUUGGAGCUCGAGGGCAAGAAAAUCAUAGACUCUCAUCUUGGACUGGCAAGUGGCAAGUUCCCAGCAAUGUACAUCGCAUAUGACUCAGCAGACGAUGGCAAGGGAAAAAUGAGAGUUCGUGUGGACCCUUUGAAACUUGUGUAUCGUCCAAGGUGCAUUGGAAGGCUGCUGGGCAUUGCACGAAAGUUCCCCAAGGGAACCUGGCACGGACAUAUGUUGUCAUGUAUUUCUUCCCUGAAGAGCCGAAGAGCACAAAUUUUAGCCAAGGCGCAGCUCAUGUCAUACAUCCCACCCCUCGUGGGGUUGGAAGUCGAAUUGCACGAUUUCUUGCUGUGCUUUCCCAGCCAGGAUGUGCUUGAUGAACCCCCCUUGCUCUCGUGCCACUUUGAUUUUCUUGGGAUCGUUUCGAACCCCACAACAGAUGUGGCAAACACACAAAGGAUUUUGAGAAGAAUUCAGGCUGCAGCCCCAAUGGAGGCUACAGAUGAAAAGAGUGAAGCGCAUCAUUUGCUGCAGGUGAUGCUGGGGGACUUGGAGAGCAGCGUUGUGUACCGGCGAUCAGAAGUGCAACUAAAAGGGCUGCAGGUGUUUCUAAGCCACCAAGAGCAAGGCUCAAGCUCUGUGCGCUUUGACACGCUGAUCAGCAAGUUGUCAAUGAAUGCAGACCUGGAGCUUAGCCGUGUGCCCCAAGCAGCGAGCUCGCCAGCUUUCAGAAUGAGUUGCAGGUGUACAGAUGUGGGCAUCACAUUUACAGGGAUGCACAUCGCAGUGCUCGAGAACGUUGUUCAAGCACUGGCUGCUGAUGCGCAGAUAGCUGACCGAUUGCACGGUCAGGAGGGAGAACAGGUCAGCUGGUCUGAUGUUGUGUCCGGUGGACAGGGGACCAAAGUCUUUAACACUGGUGAGCAGGGUCUGAAAAAGUGUGCUGCUAAGGCACAGGAUGGCAAAAAGCUGGGGACAGAACUUGGUGAGGGUGAGGACUGCAGUUUGGAAAGCCGCCCUGGGAACACCAUUGGCUUUGAGUUGUCUGUAACAACAUCCAAGCUGAAGAUCGCUUACAACGAUGCUGAGGUUGAUGUUGGAUACUUUUGCCUUGGAGGCACGCAAGAGUUAAGCUGCAAGGGAAUGGCUAAGAAUUCUACCUUGAGCAUUGCAGUGUCCAAAGAAAUAACCACAGUGUCUUGUUCGUUCAGUGACUUGACUGUGCACGACACAUCCAAGUAUGGUGGCAAGGUUCCCAGGCCCAAGGGGGACGUGUGUAGAAUGGCAAAGGGUCUUUCUGUGCACGACUUCACCCUUUCGCACAAGGCCAAGGUGAAUGGCGACUUCCAUGUGACAGGUGGCCAGGAGAUGGCCAUUGUCCUGUCCCUGCCUGGCAGCCAUGCUGGAAUGAUGCUCCAACUACCCUUCUUUGAGUGCGAACUUGCUUUCCUAACACGAAUUUUGAAAGGAGUUAAAGCUGCUGGAUGUGUGGAAGUGGGCCAUGUGGCUCUCAGAGAUGCCAAACUCUUUGCGACUGUGGAACCUCAGAGCUAUCUCUUGUCUCCAGUGGUGGAGAUCCCCAGCAUGGGUGUGGUGUCCAAGGGUGGCAUCACCAGCCAGAGGCCAUGGCCAUACAAUUGUGGACAGGUGCUGGACCAAGUUGUGUACAAUGUGUCACUGGGCGACAUUGGCAUCAGUUUCGACAAUCAUCAGGUGGAGGUGGCUAUGAGUGCUUUUGCCGAAGUAUUGGAGAGGGCAGCAUUGUACUUUCCUGAAUCAGAAUAUGCUUCAGAGCCAUGCUGUGAGAUGCAUCGUAACAAUCCUGUGGCGGAGGACACUGUUAUGGACAGUACCCAGCAAGAGGAGCUGACAAUCGUCGAAGCUCCACACCAACAGGUUGAUGUGUUUGUAGACAUUGCCAGUGUGCACGUCAGUCUAGACUGCAGCAGGGAAGAUGACCUGGAAACUCAUCUUCACUGGGCAGGUGCACAGAUGCGGUACCGCUGGGCAUACAGCAGGGAACUCCUUUGCAGCAGAGGUACCUCAGAAGCCCCGUCGCAGGAUUCAGACCAUUCUGAUUGUGGUGAAGCUCGAAGCAUGGAGCAAGAGGCUUCACAUGGCUUCCAUUCCGAGUUAACAGCUGGUGGUGGUCUGGACAAAGGUGAUGGUCCAAAGAUGCCAGCCACAGGAGUGAGCAAGCCUUGUAGUCAGCCUGGGAAGGAUGGCAUUCAAGAGCACCCUGUGGGAGUGGCCUGUCUGAACGUUACAAGGGAUGGUUCCCUGUCCUGGGAUUGCCUCACUGUGUCGAUCGGCACAAAAAUAGAGAGGGUGGCCCACCAUGUGGGCUGUGAUGGUCGGCUUGCUAUCCACACAGCAUCGGCUGAGCAGGGAAUGCCACCAGGUACAUUGGAUCGGAUCAACACGCCAGCAGGGAGUGAUUCCAAUGGUGGCACAGGCCCGAGCCCACGCUCUGCAGAGACAACUGACAGCAUCCUUCCCAGUGGCAGGCGAAGCCUAGAUUUCCAUUCAAUGGAUGAAGAACUGGAGAGUGGCCGUGGCAGCAGGGCUAGUUCUAUUGACUCCGAUCGUUCUUUUUCCACAUAUCCCGUUCGCUCCGAUUGGGCAGACCCUGGUUGCUCCAGUGGUGGCGAGGAGGAGGACUACCAGUAUCAGAGCACGGUCAAGGGUGCCUUGCUCCUUACCUUGUCCACAACAACAGCUGGUGGCUGCCUGCGGACACGAUCGAGUCAUCUGAUUGCACAUCCAGGGUUACAGGAGUGCCCUGCUUCUGGGACAGUGCCCUCUACCAAAACGACCAUUGAACUGGAUGAUGGACUUAAAGUUCAGCUCAACACUUCAGGUUGGAUGCCAUUGAUCCAUUCCAUCGAGGACGGCUUUGCGAUUGCUGGCAAGUACCCAAUGCUGAGGACUGGCCUGGGUUCGACUUCCAGCGGCCCAUCUGCAAGCCAGCAUCCUUUGGGGGUUGUCCAUUGCUCUGUCCCGAACCUGGAGCUCCACCUGUGCGACUUUGGCUUCAGGUCAGACAUCGAGGUUCAGAACAAGGCAACAGAGGCUGGGCAGAAGCCAUGCUUGCUGGCUGCCUGCAGCAGAAUGGAAAUGGCGGCCUCCCCCAGCUCUGUAUCUGGCUCGCUUGCUCACUUUGUCUUGUCCACUGGGUGGACCGCUGGCUGUCCUCACACAAGCUCAGAGGAUUGGGUCGUGACCAAGAACAAUGGGGGGCUUCUCAAGGUCGAGAAGCUGAGAGUGCAGGCCAGCCCACCGGCUGGUGUCUCGAGCAGCACCAAAAAUUCCCUUGGCUUCAAUUGGCCGCUGCUGAACAUCGUUGUUUCGCUGGAUGUUCUGGGUGUCUCAGGAUCGUAUCAGAGGCUUGGAGCAUUCCAACAUUUCGUGCAGAGCAUAAGGCAGGAGUAUGCCCAGCUGCCAGACAUGCCGGACAUUUCGGACAUGGGCAGCCCACAGGAUGAUAGGAGCACGUUGUCAACAAGGAGCUCCCUGUUUCCCUUCUUCCAGGGGCAGGCUCCCAGCCAAAGGGAAUGGAGCGAGUGGCCGUGUGCCCCUGAGUCCGUUGUGGUGACUCUAGGGAGCGCCAGAUUCCUGUUCAUUGACGAUCGCACUCAGACUAUACUGCCAUACUUAGAGUCUGCGAUUGAGGGCCUCGAGUUUGAAGCAAAGAGGGAGCAGAACUCCGAACUCGUAGCCUGGUCCUUCCAGCUGGCACCACAUGUUAACCUGUACAACAGGCACAAGAUGGGUUGGGAGCCUCUGUGCGAAGAUUGGGCGGUUAGGGUGGAUGGCCAGACGCACAUGCGCCACGAUGGCGGCCGGCAUGCCCCUCGGCCACAGCUUUGCACGGUGCUCAGGUGCACUGCCGAUCAGACCCUGGAGAUGACAGUGUCUCCGGGGAUGCUGGAAUGUAUGGGUGUGCUGCAUGACGCCAUCAGGACGGCCAUCACUUCAUGGCCAGCAGCUGGCGACAUGCCCUGUUGUGACCACAGCAGUUCACCCCACCUGGGCAGCCUCUUCACAACACACUGGCUGGACAACAAGACAGGGUGCAAGCUGGACUUCUGGACCUCGAGGCAAGGCCUGGGAGUGCAGAUGCCACAGAAGGUGCAGGAGGUGUGGAGAGUAGAUGCCGAGGAGAUUGUUCCUCUGAGGGCUGUGGCUGUGGGGGAUAUGCAGACCAUCAGCAUGGGCGGCAAACCACCCUCAAGGCCAAUGUCGCUCACAGAGAUGAGUUUUGCCUUGCCUGCUGCUUCCUCAGUGCCCAUCCAGGCGCCAGACAGCACAGACCCUCCUUUGGACCAGAACACUGGUUCGGGUUCAAGAUGCGAUGAAAGAGGAGAAACAGUGCCAUGGUUUGCACAAGACUUUGAACAGGAAACUGACCAGGUUGCUGAGAUUUCUGGGGUGAAAGAACAAGAGUAUGAUGAUUUGCAAGAUGCCACCAGCCAACGGGAGGUUUCACCUUCUCCUGAAUGUGCCAUUGAUGAUGAACCAGUUUCAUCAGGUUUCCCAAGGGAGUCAGGGGUGGACAUCCUUGACUGUCAGUUUAACAGCCUAGCGAAUUUUUCCCGUCACAGGCGAAUGCACCUCUACUUCCAGCUGGACGGCCAAGUGUGUGCAUGCGGGCCCUGUGCCCUUGACAGAGUGGGGACGACAAAGCACUUGAUAAGCCUUGACAGGGCGAUCGGCGACCCUGAGAUGCACCUCCACAGUGGCAUUGCUGCCUCUCCUACAAUGGUCGAAGCAGAGAUAGUGUGUGAGGUGCUGCAGAAAAAGGUUGGUGGGUUCAAUGUUCAGCUGCGCUCGAACGUGGGGUUGCUGAAUGACACAGCAUGGAGGCUGGAGGUUGGCUGCUGGCAUGCCAGAAGCACAGAACCGCAGAGUGUGCGGGGCCUUGCCCCUGGUGAGGAGGCAUGGCUUCCUGUGAAAACAGCUGUGGCAGGAUGGAUCUGCAUUCGCCCCUGUCCGGAGUCAACAGACCCAUGGGCGCUGCAGUGUGCUUGGAGCCAGCCUGUUGUGCUGCAGGAACUCUAUGGCAUGCUCCGCGAUGGGCGAAAUGGCCUGGGUGUCUUCUCACACCUCCGUUGCGAUCCUACUGCUGGCGGGGUGAAGCCUGUGUGGCUGUUCCUUGGGGCCAAGAGGUCACGUGAGGGCUCGCUCUCUCAGCUCCAUAUCUUGCCACCAGUCGUUGUGAGGAACUACUUGCCAGUGCCUACAGAUGUGUCACUGCUGGUGGCACCGCAGAGCACCCCAGGACCUAAGUCCAGAGUGGAACCAAGGUCACACAUGGAUGCAAACACGGUUUUGGGAAAUGACGUCUGCUGCAUCAGAUUUCGCCCGGAAGGCUUUUCUCAGUGCGAUGUGGACAGCAUUCCACCUAUCAAUGAUCAUUCCGAAUUUGGGCACACUGAACAGGCAGGACUGCUUUCAGGCUCUUUUGAAGACGUUAGCGGAGAAGAUGUUACAAUGCAGGUGUCUGCAGAAGGACACAGUGGCGUUCCUGUGCGGAUUCGUCAUUACGUUCAUGGCUUCACCGGAAGCCAUGUCUUUGAGCUCUGUUGCGCCUUUUGGGUAUACAACUGUGCUGGAAUACCCAUUGCCCUGAGGGAAAGCAGAGGCAAGGAGCCUGUUGUGGAGGAAGAGGCAGUCAGGCUUCCUGAGGACAGAGUUCCAAAGCGCUGGAUUCCUCCGUUCAUCGGCAAAGCAGAUGCUCGGCAGGCCAGUGCUGCAGCUGGGGCCCCAGGUUCCACAGCUUCAGUCCCAAUUUCUGGAAAAUACCCGGCAUCCACCUCCAGCUCGUCGCAACAGCCGCUGUCACAGAUGUCAUCCUCAACAGACCUUGUGGGCCUGGGUAGCGCUGUCAGAGCCGGCGAGGCAACCGAUUUCAAAAUCAGGACAGGCUGGGUUGGGCCCAGUCAGCAGAGCACCAGUGACAGGCAGUCUGUCCGAAAACGGGGUUCCUUUGCAGGCACAAGGUGGCCCUGGAUCGAGGGCGCAAACACACCGCGGCAUGGCCGUCUGCGGCUGCAGCUGCGCUCCAGCAUGGCCCAGGCGCCUCAGGGAGGCGAUUACUGGUCGGGCCCCGUGUCGCUGGAUGCCCUAGGAGGGGCUGCAGUCGUUCAGGUACCAUGCCCAAUCCAAGGCUCAGCAUCAAAGCCUGCCUUCCCAGCAGCUGCCUACUUCUUCUCGGUGACUGCUGUCCCUAUCCCUCAGGCUGGUGGGGCUUGGGCCCUGCACAUCAUGCCACGCUAUGUCCUGCACAACACCCUGAAUGUGAACCUCCGAUAUCGGCAGCAGGGUAUCCCCAUCGAGAGGGAACUGCCUUCAGGCGCCCGCCGCAACAUGCACUGGCCAGAUGCCUCACGCCCCUUGAGGCUAAAUUUCAGGGUGCAGGAGGCUGGGUGGCUGUGGUCAGGGGGGAUCCUGCUGGACUCUCCCGGGGACAUGUUUGUCAAGAUCCGCCACAGGCACAGGGAGGAGACCAUCUUGGUUGGGGUUGAUGUGAGCACGAGCAGGAGCGGGGUGCUGACCGCCACGCUAUCACGCCAGGAGGGAUUUGCACCAUACCGUUUGGACAAUUUCACGUCAGAGAAGUUGCACAUACGACAGGAAUCCUGGAGGGAUCAGGAAGACAUUCUACGGCCGUAUUCGUCGGUGCCCUUUGCUUGGGAUGAGCCAGCUGCUCCUCAUAGGGUGGUUCUGGAAUUGGCAGGUCGUCAAUACGUUGGCACGUUCAACUUAGAUGAGGUGGGGUAUGUUGCAUGCACCAGACUUCCUCCAAGCCGCAACAGUACAUGGUCUGACAGCCAACGUCGGAUACGUGUCAUCAUUGAUGCUGAGGGACCAACACGAGUGAUGGCGGUCAUCGAUGAGGAGUUUCACCCAAGGGCGGCCUUGGCUGACAACCCCUCGCGGACAGAGCACUUAGAUUGGAAGGGUUGGAGUUCGCCAUCGCUUGCUACCAUAGGGAGGAAAUCUUCUUCCCAGCCCAGCUACAGCCUGGAGGUCACCGUGCAUCUAUAUGCAGUGGGCCUCUCCCUGGUGUCGUCCACUCGCGAACUGCUGUACGCGUGGGUCGGCGAGCCGCAGCUUCGCUUCACUGUGAGCAAGAUCCGCUACACGUUCGAGUGCUCAGUGAACCGCUUCCAACUGGACAACUGCAUGGGUCAAGCUGUUUACCCUGUGAUGGCUAGGGGUCCCUUGUCCAGGAAUAUUGUGGGCGGCUGGCAAGGAAGUGACACAUCCAGGCUUGGGCUGUCAAGAGCAAAUGCCCUGGGCGUGCGAACGUCCAUUUGGCGCCGCCGCCCUGGGGGUGUCGUUUGUGUGGAGCAGCUUCACGUCCAUGUAGCCCCUUUUGCCCUUGAGUUCGAGGAGCAACACAUCUGGGAACUGGUUUCCUUUUUCGAGAACCAUGUCGAGCGCUUUGGUGAGGACUGGGGGCAUAUGGGCGGCAGACCCGGGGGUCAUGAGCCGGAUGUGAUCGCCUUGGAUGGAGGGGUCUGGGAGCAGGCCACCCCCAAGAGCAAAGUGUACUUCGAGCACUUGCAUGUAUCAAGGCUGGAGAUGACCGUCAGCUUCUGUCCAACAACGAGUCGCCUGUCCACACAGGAUGGCCUGGGAGGAAGUUCUGGUGCAGCUGGUGUGUUGCUGCAGCGUUUCAUAGCCCUUGCAGAUGUCGAAGGCGCAAGGAUACGUCUGACGGCUCUUGACUUGAAGCAUCCACUCUUGAGCCAGCACGCAUUCAAGUCCCUGGUUGGCAGGCACUACACCAAGGCCCUGUUGCAAGAAGUGUACAAGGUUGUUGGCUCAGCUGACAUCCUCGGCGACCCCACACGCCUGAUCCACCACCUCGGUCUGGGUGUGUGGUCCCUUGUGGCCAACCCAGCAGCCGCACUGGUGGAGGCUCCCCACAGGGGCCCCCUGGGGGUUGCUGUUGGCUUGGGGUCUGGCGUUCGCUCCCUCCUGGCAAACACAAUAUUCGGCUUCAGCAACGCGACUGCAAAGAUGUCGCUGGCGGCCUGGAAAGGCCUCGUGGUGCUCGGCCUCGAGGAUGAGAGCAGGCUCAGGAUGGUGCACCGAGGGCGUUGGAGGGAGGUGGUUCCAGGCGAAGAGGUGGACUCGGGACUGCCAGGGGCACUGCUCGGGGGGCUCGCCGGGGUGCUUAGGGAGUCGAUCCAGGGCGCUCAGGCUGGAGGCCCUCUUUUUGUGGUGGGCUUCUUGAGGGGGGCCGUCAGGGGAGCAAUCUAUGCACUGGUUCGGCCACUCGCCGCCACCCUGGAGAUGUCAUCGAGGAUCGCGGACAGCGUCCGCCUCUUCGUGUCGGGCUACCCGGCCCCCUUCCACCAGAUCCGCAUACCCCGCAGCAUCGACCCGGCGGCCGCCCUCCAGCCCUACGAUCACCUGGAGGCCGUCGGCAACAUGCUGGCGUCGGAUCCGCAGGUCAGGAAGCACAACGGCGUGCUGCUGGGGUGCGUCAACCUCUCCGGGAGGAACGCCUUCGCGGUGAUCACCCACAGGCACCUGCUCACAAUCUCCCUCACGGAGACCCACACCCUGCAGUACAUCCCCGAAGUGAAGCUUGCCCUGCCCCUGGACGACGUGGAGUACGUGAAGCUGAUGCCCAAGGAGGUGCGGUUCCUCGCGCUGGCCCCCGGUUUCAGGGAGGUCAACCGGUUCAACCGCCCCCAGCUGGCGAGGAGCCCUCAGUAUCCCUACGUGACGGGUGCCCUGGAGUGCGACGAGGGGAGGGCGGCGUACAGGCUGGGGUCGCUGCUUCUGUACGCCCGUAGGCACACCGCCAGGCACCUGAGGCCGCUUGGCCACGGCUUCCUGGUGGACAACCGCCCCGCGUACAGGCGCCCAGGGACGGCAUAG